AUGCAUAUCGCCCAUAACAAUGGCAAUAACGGACGAAAUAGACGGGGAAGACGAAACAAUUCAAGGAUACCUGAGCAAAUCCAGGAAUUUGAUGACGAAGAAGAGGUAGGACAGGCCCCCCCAACUGGUGCCGAACCUGUACCUGGAAUCCACCCAAAGAUGGAUAUUUGUAAUGAAAUGGAAGUAUUAAGGCAACUCGUUUAUAAUGGUCAGGCCGGUAUCAGAAGACCAGCCCGACCUACAUACCAAAAGCCUUAUCCUGCUUAUAUUGACGAAUUACCUUUCCCAAGAGGCUUCAAAGUCCCAAUUUUUAGCCUGUUUGAUAGAGAAGACUUAUACGCAUCAGCGUUGGAGCACAUAGCCCAAUGUGUAGCAAUAGAAACUUAG
Messenger RNA from Prunus armeniaca (apricot), 387 nucleotides. NCBI's taxonomy places the organism in Eukaryota, Viridiplantae, Streptophyta, Magnoliopsida, Rosales, Rosaceae. The record is from the annotation of a GenBank genome assembly.